AUGAAGCUAGCAGACGGCAAACCAAUUCUAGAGGAGGGAUUAGUAACGAGGAAGACGACGAAAAAUGAACCCGAGACUGUAAUAUUAAUCGCUGCUAGAAAUGGUGUUGCAGAAAUUGUGGAGAAAAUUCUGGAAGUGGUUCCGGUUGCCACACACGAUGUGAAUGCAGAAAACAAGAAUGCAUUGCUGUUGGCAGUAGAGAACAGGCAACCCCAUAUAUAUAAACUCUUGUUGGAAAGAAAUACCCUGAAUAAAGACAGCGUGUUUCUUGUAGUGGAUAACGAAGUUUGUGAUGAAGUCCUUCCCUCCAAAAUUGUGCUCCCGCGCUGCAACGACAAGGGCAAGACCCCUGAGGAUCUGUUCAUCGAAAACCACAAGAAGCUCGUCACUAAAGGUCGCGAGUGGCUGUCCAGCUCCUCCCAGUCCUACUCCGUCUUAGCUGGAAUCAUAGCCACUGUUUCCUUCGCCACGUCCUCCUCAGUUCCUGGAGGCCUCAAGGAGGGGAUCGGCACUCCAAACUUGGAAAGGCAGCUUGUAUUCCACCUCUUUGCCAUCUCAUCCCUCAUUGCGCUCAGCUUCUCGAUCACGGCCUUGGUCGCGUUCCUCGCCAUCUUAACAUCGCGGCACCAAGAGAGCGACUUUGGAAAGGACUUGCCGAGGAAGUUUUUCGUAGGUUUAACAUCACUGUUUGUUUCCAUAGUGGCGAUUCUGAUUUCAUUCUGCGCGGGAAAUUUGCUUCAGACAAAAGACAAUAUUUUGAGAUAUGUGGAGUUCCCGGUCUAUUUAGCAGCGUGCCUGCCGAUAGCUUAUUUUGCUGUGGUGCAUUUUCCGCUCUAUUUUGAUCUUACACUUGCUACCUUCACGACGGUUCCACGGCGUAGCUUCGACGUCGUUCUCUAA
This is a messenger RNA of Juglans microcarpa x Juglans regia, 900 nucleotides long. RefSeq lists its product as uncharacterized. Lineage: Eukaryota; Viridiplantae; Streptophyta; Magnoliopsida; Fagales; Juglandaceae. The coding region runs from base 1 to 900 and encodes 299 amino acids. The transcript is spliced from 3 exons. The record is from RefSeq and is a predicted model, not a curated record. Gene Ontology annotation, molecular function: protein binding.